CCACUUCACAAGAGCGACACUUGGCUUGUGGUUUUAUUGCACUCAUACGUGGAAGAGAUUGACGGCUUUGCCAAAUCAGUCGGUCGGGUCAUUCUCAAAAUUAACCCCCAUCUUCCGAUGCAGGCAUGUGGGUAGCAGCAGUGUUGAACCAGUGUCGAACCUCUACAAAUGCAGCUAAAUUGUUGCGGAUUGUACUUCGUGCUCAAAUCCGUUAUGCUCCUUAUAUCCCAUACAUACAGUAUGACUUUUCAAAAAUACAAAACACCUUUAAAGGCAUUGUCAUGGGACUUAAAUGCUGUAAAAAUAAUCAAACCAUUUUUAAUGUUACAUCCCUGUAAUUUGAUCGUAUGUGAAAAAUGGUUCGCUUGGACAUGCGGAGACGUAGAUGAGCUGCCUUAUAAGAUAAAAUUGUAAAGGAUUUACCUGCGUGAGCCGCGGUUUCCAAAUAGAUUUAUGCUUUGACUUUUCUGCUCUGCUAGUGUUUUAGUACUAGGGAAAGUAAUUUUAAUGGAACUAAUUUUGCAAAGGUCUCACACAGUUGCAUGUAUUUAUUUAAAGGCUACUUUUAUCCAAUGCAGAAUACAGCUGAAGAUCAGUGAGCAGGGUCAGCCAAUCAUUGGGGCAAUUGGGGUUAAGGGCUUUGCUCAAGGGCGAAACAGCGAUUAGGUCACUCUGCCAUGUCUGCCCUCUGCCAGAAUCAUGUAGACAUGGGAGCAGAGCUGCCCACAGUCGGUGAGCUGUGCACCAUCCAGUUCCUGAAGCAUUGUUGAGUGAACUUGUGCACAAUGGAAACGCCACUUACUGAUCGUUUUCAGGGGGCAGAAAUUCUACUGUCUGUUACUGUCCAGUAUACAGUAGUUUGCUUAUGCUAGAUGACGUUUUUUGCUCUUAAUGGCAGGUUCCUCAUUUGGGUUUUCUUUUGUAAUGAUUAAAAUAAUAAUCGCUCUAGAAGAGACUUUUGCAAUUUCAAGUGGGAUGUGAGUCUGUUGCAAGGCGCCUGCACACGCACAGUCGGAGCCUAUAGGCGAUGUAGACCAUGCUAAUCAGUCUAACUGCAUGUCUGCAGGCAUCUGAGGAAAUGGAGAUGUUGGUGAAACUUCUGGAUGUUGCAACCGAAGGGAACUGAAGUAACACUGAGGUGGCAUCCACUGUAGACGCGUAGAGUGAAUGCGAAUAAAACACUUAACUCCGCGUCAGUGUUGUUUCCGGUCUCGACAGAAUCACUGAGGAUCCUUUAUCUUUAUGAUCCUUCCUUUAGUGAAAGCUGCAGUCUUGAAAAGGUAUCUGUGGCAAUUGUGAUGUGCUGAAUGUGAGCACAAAAUUGCAAAAUGUUAAGCUUUUAAUGGUCUCAACCGCAAAUAGCCGGAAGAUAUUUUGGAACGUUUUGUAAACCCGAAUAUCUCUUCACGAUUGUAUCUUUGCAUCCAAGAAGACCGUCACAUGUUGGUGUCAGUAUAAAGGCCUCAGAUCUCGGAAAGGUUGCAUCCCUUGGAAGUGACUGCUGAUCCCGGACCAUGAAGGGACUCCUAGUCAUCGCCGCCUUCUUCACCGCGGCCCAGAGUGCGAAGUUCUUUGCGGGAGACCAAGUUCUCAGAAUCAAUGCAGAGUCGGAGGAGCAGAUUCACCUUCUACAGGCCCUGGAGAAGCAGGAAAGCAUUGAGCUGGACUUCUGGCUUUCUCCCGUCUCCUCUGAUCUGCCCAUUGACGUCCGAGUUCCUUUCGCCAGCCUGCCGGCAGUCAAAGUUUUCCUGGAAUCAAACAACAUCCCUCACUAUGUUAUGAUCAAAGACGUGCAGGAACUGCUGGAAGAGGAGAGAGCCAACAUGAAGACCAGCAGAUUAAGGGAGAGCAGAACUAAGAGUUUCGAUUUCGGGGCUUAUCACACACUGGAAGAGAUCUACAGCUGGAUGGACAGCCUGGUCGCUGGCCAUCCUCAUCUAGUCACCAAGGUGCCAAUUGGGUACUCCUAUGAGAAACGCCCCAUGUAUGCUCUGAAGUUCAGUACGGGUGGAACCAAGCGUCCGGCCAUCUGGAUCGACGCUGGGAUCCACGCCAGGGAGUGGGUGUCCUCAGCCACAGCUGUCUGGACAGCCAAUAAGAUCGCAGCUGACUAUGGCCACGAUGCUUCAGUUACAUGCCUCUUGGACAGCAUGGACAUUUACCUGUUGAUUGUGACCAACCCUGAUGGCUACGUGUUCAGUUAUACCAACAACCGCAUGUGGCGUAAGACCCGCUCUGUGAUCCCUGGCUCUGCCUGCCGUGGUGUAGACCCCAACCGCAACUGGGAUGCUGGUUUUGGAGGCCCUGGAGCCAGUCAAAAUCCUUGCUCGGAAUCAUACCACGGCCCGCGGGCGGAGUCAGAGGUGGAGGUCCGUAACGUGGUGGAGCUCAUUAAGAGCCACGGGAACUUCAGGAGCUUCAUCUCGAUCCACUCGUACUCCCAGCUGCUCAUGUACCCCUAUGGCUAUACAUGUGCUGAUGCUGUGGACUCCGUCGAACUGGACUCUGUGGCCUCGUCCGCGGCCCGGGCACUCAGCUCUGUGUAUGGCACCAGCUACCGUGUGGGGAGCAUUUGUAAGAUCAUAUAUCAAGCUAGUGGGGGCAGCAUUGAUUGGUCAUACAACUAUGGCAUCAAAUACUCCUUUGCUUUCGAGCUACGCGACACGGGCCGCUACGGCUUUCUGCUGCCGGCCAAUCAGAUCGUCCCCACAGCCACAGAAACUUGGCAGGCUCUGAAGCACAUCAUGGAGUAUGUUCACACCCACUCGUUCUGAGGAUCCGAGCCAGGGCUGUGCAGAAUCAUCACCUUCAGAUCCUUCUCCUCUUUCCCGGCUCAUGUCGACUGUCUUACAUCAACCAGAAAUGGACUGAUGUAAAAGACCUGAAAGGGAGUGUAACAUAACUGAAGGUUACCAUUACAGGUCGUAUAAUAAAGCAAAUAAAAACCA
Brienomyrus brachyistius is the source of this 2948-nucleotide messenger RNA. Its product is annotated as carboxypeptidase A2-like. NCBI's taxonomy places the organism in Eukaryota, Metazoa, Chordata, Actinopteri, Osteoglossiformes, Mormyridae. Gene Ontology annotation, molecular function: metallocarboxypeptidase activity; zinc ion binding. Gene Ontology annotation, biological process: proteolysis. The record is from RefSeq and is a predicted model, not a curated record. The transcript has 12 exons. The coding region runs from base 1515 to 2774 and encodes 419 amino acids.